Molecule: messenger RNA, 1847 nt
Organism: Phragmites australis (common reed)
Lineage: Eukaryota; Viridiplantae; Streptophyta; Magnoliopsida; Poales; Poaceae
Product: homeobox-leucine zipper protein HOX19-like
Exons: 3
Coding region: 285-1145 (286 amino acids)
Biological process (GO): regulation of DNA-templated transcription
Molecular function (GO): DNA-binding transcription factor activity, RNA polymerase II-specific; sequence-specific DNA binding
Source: RefSeq, a predicted model, not a curated record
UCAAACCUCUGCAAGUGUCAAAGUGCGUGCGUAUGUACGUGCAAGUGAUGUGGGCGUGUAUCCGCUCGGCUCGGCUCCCCACCUCCUCCUCAAAUAUUCUCGCCUGCCGCCUCAACCAUUUCAUUCCUUCCUUCCGCGACCUUCCUCCCCAGUCCCCACCUCUCCUCGCACGCACGCACGCACACUUGCACCUUGCAAGGAACAGCCAGCUUUGGCGCGAGAGGAAACUCGAGUGGCGACUGCAUAGGAGUAGUUAGCUACUCCUCUGGUCCUGCGUGCACGUCAUGGCUCAGGAGGACGUCCACCUGGAUGACGCCGGCCUGGCGCUGGGCUUGUCCCUCGGUGGCGGCGCGUCUGAGGCGGCGCACCACAGUACUAGAGGUCGGCUGUCGUCGCCGCGUCCCCUGGAGCCGUCGCUGACGCUGAGCAUGCCGGACGAGGCGACCGCGACCGGGACUGGGACCGCGUCCGCCGCCGCCGGCGUCGGGGGCGGCGCGCACAGCGUGUCUUCGCUGUCGGUGGCGGGCGUGAAGAGGGAGCGCGUGGAGGAGGCGGAGGCCGAGAGGGCAUCCUCGACGGCCGCAGCGCGUGCCGGCGCCGGCACCGAGGACGACGAUGACGGGAGCACGCGGAAGAAGCUGAGGCUGACCAAGGAGCAGUCCGCGCUCCUCGAGGACCGCUUCAAGGAGCACAGCACCCUCAACCCGAAGCAGAAAGUCGCUUUGGCCAAGCAACUGAACCUCAGGCCAAGGCAGGUGGAGGUGUGGUUCCAAAACAGAAGAGCAAGCCGCGCGCGCAGGACGAAGCUGAAGCAGACGGAGGUGGACUGCGAGUUCCUCAAGCGCUGCUGCGAGACGCUCACCGAGGAGAACCGCCGCCUGCAGCGCGAGUUGCAGGAGCUCCGCGCCCUCAAGUUCGCCCCGCCCCCGCCGCCGCAAACCGCGACGGCCCCCGGCGCCGCGGCUGUGCCGGCGCCGCCGUUUUACAUGCAGCUUCCGGCCGCCACGCUCACCCUCUGCCCGUCCUGCGAGCGCCUGGGCGGCCCCGCCGCUGACAAGGCCGACCCCGACAGGCCCAAGGCGGCCGGCCCGGUCCGGACCACCCACCACUUCUUCAACCCCUUCACCCACUCCGCCGCCUGCUGAUCAUUUACGCCUGCAUGAUCAACAGCAGCAAGCAGAGCAACACCGUAGCUAAAAUACCACUCCACCUCACGUACGUCACAAGUAACAUAUGAUCCUCCUCCAGCUAUUUCUUGAUCUGGCGGGGUGGGAGUUAGGUUAUGUCCAUCAGCUAAUCAAUCAAUCAUAGGCUUGAUAGGGUAGUCAAAUAGCCGUAGCUCAACGGCUCAACCCAUCCAUGCACUUUUUUUUUUUUGAGGAAACAGGAGGAUCGUCUCUUACGGAUUAUAUAUAUUAAAUUAAAACAACAUCCAUGUACAUUUUUUGUGCAUGCAUGUAAUUCUGCCCCUCUCUGCUAGCACUCCGUUUAGAUAUUAAUAGCUUAUUUUCUUUCUUUUUUUGUUUCAAAGGUUUUUAAUCAUAAGAUGGAUGGUAAGUAGUGGUAGAAUUAGUGUAUGUCGAUCACUAGAUUAAGGUGCUUCUGGUCUUCUAACUAGAAUUAGUGUAUGUCGAUCACUACAUUAGUGUAUGUAGAUCACGAGCGGACGUGGAGUAUACUGAUGAGUACGUACUUAGCGUCAGACACAAUGUUGGAUGAUGGAUGGCAUGACAUGAGAGAGAGAGUGAGAGAGAGCUAGAGAAAUCCUGUUGUUGUUGUCUUGGCCCUGUCUUCAGGUGUACAUGUGUAUACUCCACUUUUUAUAUGCAUAUACGGCGGUUCAAUGA